AGGGAGGAUUUUGAGAGAGACGGAAAGAGAGAGAAAGAGGGGAGCGCUUGGAGCGCUUUUUUAAUCUCCUCUUCAACUCCUUAGAUAGAAGAAAGACCAUAUUUUCAAUCUCCUCUCCAACUCGUUAGAGAAAAUAGAGAGGGAGAGAGAGAGAUGGGGAAUUGCAUGAAUUGCAUGCAAACGCUUGUUAAGUCGUCUCAGACUCCGACCACCACAAGGCAAUCUAGCCCAGUUACUUCUAUGAAUAAUAGCAGUGAAGGGAGAUUUUCGGGCAGUCGGAACAGGCACUCGAGCAGCAUUGAUGAGGUGUUUCCGGAAGGGCAGAUCAUCCCUACUCCCAAUUUGAGGAUUUUUACUUUUGCAGAAUUGAAGAGUGCAACGAGGAACUUCCGAUCGGAUACUGUUCUCGGGGAUGGGGGAUUUCGGAGAGUUUUCAAGGGUUGGAUCAAUGAGAAGACACUCGCCCCGUCAGGGGUUGGAUGCGGGACUGUUAUUGCUGUGAAGAAGUUGAAUUCUGGGAGCCAACAGAGUUUACAAGAAUGGAAGUCAGAGGUGAAUUUCUUGGGGAGGCUUUCUCAUCCAAACAUUGUGAAGCUAAUUGGUUCUUGUUGGGAGGGCAAAGAUCUCUUCCUAGUCUAUGAAUUCAUGCCAAAAGGGAGCUUGGAAAACCACCUUUUUAGAAGGGGUUUAGCUAUCCAGGUGUUGUCAUGGAGCAUACGGCUCAAGAUUGCAAUAGGUGUGGCUAAGGGCCUCGCGUUCUUGCACACAUCUGAGACGCAAGUUAUAUUCCGUAAUCUUAAAGCAUCUACUAUAUUGCUUGAUUCGAAUUAUAAUUCAAAAAUUACCAAUUUUGGGCUGGCGAAAAAUGGGCCAUUGGAUGGAAAUUCACAUGUCACAACAAGAGUUAUGGGCACGUAUGGAUAUGUAGCUCCUGAAUAUGUGGCCACAGGCAAUCUUUACGUGAAGAGCGAUGUAUACAGUUUUGGGGUGGUCUUGCUAGAGAUUCUCUCAGGCCAACGAGUUCUGGACAGAAACCGUCCGCGCGGUCAGCAAAAUUUGGUAGAUUGGGCAAAACCAUAUCUAUUCAAUCAGAGAAAGCUAUCAAAGGUGAUGGACCCACAGAUUGAGGGCCAGUAUUCAUCCAAAGGUGCAUUACAGGCAGCUCAGCUCACCCUCAAGUGUCUUGAGUCCGACCCAAGAAGCCGGCCGUCAAUGAAAGAAGUGGUGGAAGCGUUGGAACAGAUCCAAGCCAUAAAGGACAAGCCCAAGGAAUCUAAGUCCAGCGCUGCCGCCACACUCACUGCAGGCCACAACCAUAGUCACCAUCGUUCUUUUAGCCGUUCACCAAUUCAUCUGAAUAAUGAUGGUGCUACAGCCCCUGCAGCCCGUCAGCUCUCCUCACGAAGAUCGAGAUGACCUCUUACUCAAAUGGCUCUGUUAGUGAAUGUUUGGAUGUCGAAGUGAUUUGUAUCAAUGGAUGAUUUUUUCUUAUCUUGUAAUUGCGAGAUGGUUCAGGUUUGGAAGCACAAAUUCUACAAUUCUACUAGUUUUUUGAGUUUCAAAUACCAUUUGACAUCUUUGUAAUUGUUAGUGAAUUGCUUUAUGUUUGGCUAGCAUGUUACCAAAUUGCACAGGUGGGUCUGUUUGGCAGGUUCAAUACGAAAUUGAAUUGGUUUUUGUCCAAA
This is a messenger RNA of Magnolia sinica, 1685 nucleotides long. RefSeq names its product probable serine/threonine-protein kinase PIX13. The coding region runs from base 154 to 1416 and encodes 420 amino acids. Gene Ontology annotation, molecular function: ATP binding; protein kinase activity. Gene Ontology annotation, biological process: protein phosphorylation. The record is from RefSeq and is a predicted model, not a curated record. Lineage: Eukaryota; Viridiplantae; Streptophyta; Magnoliopsida; Magnoliales; Magnoliaceae. The transcript is spliced from 6 exons.